CUAAUGAUUAGCAUAGACAGUUUGUGGAUUGAGUGCGUUUGUUCAGUUCUAGUAGUUGUUGCAUUGAAAGGUCAGAGAUUGAAGCUGUUUAGGGAUGGUGGACAGGCUGUUUGAGUGUCAAGUUACGAAGGAGUUGCAGACCGUUCGCCCAAGACUUUACAGCUGGCCACGGGUUUGGAGUGAUGUGCUGGUGAGCCGGGUGAGCAAGGAGAAAUGUCUGGAUAAGUCUACGAAGGAGUUUCAGACCGUUCGCCCAAGAUUUUUCAGCUGGCCACAGGUUUCGAGUGACAUGCUGGUGAGCAAGGAGAAAUGUCUGGAUAAAUCAGAGGAGUUUCUGACAGAUCCUUGGGGAUGGCAUGGAAGUUCUGAAUCAUUGUCAAGUGAACUACAAGAAGUGAACAUUCCAGGGGUGAGCUUGGAGAGGCAGGCAGAUGAUCUGGAGGAUUUUUUACAGAUUCGCCAGAUGCCUCUCCUUCAAAAGGGCCAUAUUCACCAGUUACUGCAGGAGUUGAAUGGUCAGACAGAGAUAAAGGCACAGGACAAUCUCUACAAUGCAGAGGAGUUUCUGAUGGAUACCUCGGAGACAGGCUUACUUUUUGAGUUAUUGUCAAGCAAGCCACAAUCAUCGAAUGAAGCAGGGGUGAGCUUGGAGAGGGAGGCAAAUAAUCUAGAUCAUUCAAAUGAGUUUCCGACAGAUUCCUCGAGACUACAUGGUAGUUCUAAGUCGAGCUGGUGGAAAGUGCUGACUGAUUCAGAUGACAGCUCAGAAGACAACGUGGAACAUGUGGAUGAAGCAAAUGAGUUUCCGACAGAUUCCUCGAGACUACAUGGUAGUUCUAAGUCGAGCUGGUGGAAAGUGCUGACUGAUUCAGAUGACAGCUCAGAAGACAACGUGGAACAUGUGGAUGAAGCAAAUGAGUUUCCGACAGAUUCCUCGAGACUACAUGGUAGUUCUAAGUCGAGCUGGUGGAAAGUGCUGACUGAUUCAGAUGACAGCUCAGAAGACAACGUGGAACAUGUGGAUGAAGUGGAUCUUCAAAUGAUUCCCUCUAUAUUGCACAUAAAGCCACAUGAACUGAGUGAUAUGGGGGUGAGAGAGAUAAAGAAUUAUCAUUUGGAUGAAGAUUCGAGUUGGGGGGAAGAGUCAACCGAUUCAGAGUUCGGCUCAGAUAGCAAGGAGGAACAUCUUGAUAAAUAUUUUUCAAAGCAGAAAUACCCGCACACUUCAUAUUCAAGGCAUCAUGCUGUUCACCGUUUAACUAUCAACCAGAAUGCCCUGGAAAGACUGAGGAGUCAUCUAUGUAUAUACAACCCUCCAAAAAACUGUGUGGACUGUAUAAACAUCUUGCUGUUUGGCAUGAUGGGUGCUGGUAAAUCAUCCACCAUUAAUACAUUUCUCUCAGCUCUGGAUCCAGAUGGAAGAACGAUAAACUGUGUCCCAACUGGACAGCAUCCUGACUCACUCACACUCGAGCUGAAGUCCUACAAGUCAAACUCGUUGAAGUUUUGGGACACAACCGGUUGGAACUCAUUCGAUGAUGCAGUUAAGGCAAAGGAAGUGUUAAGGAUGAUCCUGGAAGGAAGGGUGCCACCAGGAACCAAUUUGAAGGAUUUCAAUCCUGAUUCAGAUGAUGCUCAAAAUCCAGUCAUUCUGAAAAAUGUAAUCCAUGGAGUUGCAUUUGUUUUUAACACCUUUACCAUAGACAACGUUGGUCUGGAUUUAUUGAAGCAGCUUCAGGAUCUACAUACCUUUGUUGCACAGAAAAAUAUUUACAAGAUUGUGAUUGGGACGAACUUUGAUCGAUUAAGGAUACCCAAGAAAAGUUAUGAUCGUAUUUAUGCAAACCAAAAACUAAAACGCAAGUUUGCAAAGUUGUCAGAUCAUACUGGAAUGAAAAAAUGCACCAUGUUUGUCGUUUCGAAUGAGUGGAAAGGUGAUAAGAUUGAGAAGACAAAAUGUGUUCUUGCUUUGUAUGCACUGAAAAAUAUGGUCAAAAACAUCUUAAAAGCUUAAAAGACAAACUUGA
Molecule: messenger RNA, 2027 nt
Organism: Carcharodon carcharias (great white shark)
Lineage: Eukaryota; Metazoa; Chordata; Chondrichthyes; Lamniformes; Lamnidae
Exons: 17
Coding region: 95-2014 (639 amino acids)
Source: RefSeq, a predicted model, not a curated record